Molecule: messenger RNA, 1017 nt
Organism: Phytophthora sojae
Lineage: Eukaryota; Oomycota; Peronosporomycetes; Peronosporales; Peronosporaceae
Exons: 2
Coding region: 1-1017 (338 amino acids)
Source: RefSeq, a predicted model, not a curated record
AUGAACCAGUUUGGUACCGAGUCAGCGGACUUCGACAGCACGUAUGGCGAUGAGGAAGGGGGGUUAUUUACUGACGAUCUGGGCUCUGACAGCGCCGACACCAGCGACAGCCCAGGAGACACCCUGUUCACUGGGUCGUUCUCCGACUCGGGGUAUAUCGAGUGCACGGACGUCAGCGUCGAGGGCGACGCUAUUUACUGCCUCCCGGAGGACCAGGUGUGCAGCGGUGUGGGCGAUGCGCCUGCAGGGUAUGCUUGCCCGCUCAAGGGUGAAGUCGCUGUCGAAAAUUGUCAAGCCAGUAUGAUGAGCUUCCUGAACGGCGAGUGUGUGGCCCCACGUGACAGCAUCUGCCAGAAGAUCGCCGGUAGUUCGUGGGGCUGUGUGUGGGACGAUCAACUGGAGGAUGCCACCGCCACCGCCACGACCACCACCACGUCCAAAGGAGGAGACGUCAAUUCCAACACCAACACGAGAACUGGCAAAGGAGAAGCCUCCGCUGCUAGCUGCAGUGGCUCCAAGACCACUACCGACAAUGCCGAGUGCACGAACGUCCGCGUCGACGGAGACGCCACGUUCUGCGUCACGGGCCUCGCUUGCAGCGGCGACGGGGACUCGCCCAUUGGUGAUCGCUGCCCCGUCAUGGGCGACGUGGCUGUCGGUGACUGCCACGACUACCUCGCCAGCUACUCGAACGGCAAGUGCAUCGCUGCGAGCGACGGCGUGUGCAAGAGGGCCUCGACCGGCACGUGGGGCUGCGUCUGGAGCAGCAGGGACAACGCCGCGUCCUACGUGAUCGACACCUCGGACGGGAACACGACAGGCACCGGCACUGGCAGCGACCAGGCCUUGGUCACUGGAGUCGCCGCUGCUGCAGCAGUGGCGGCCGUGAUCGCGGGUAUCGCCGUCGCCUGGUCCCGCCACAAGCGCCAGAACCAGCGUCGCGCGCUCACCGAGGAGCGGAUCGGGAUGGUCCUUACACCGCCCGGGUCGGCGCGCGGCUCCUUCCACCGCGUGUAG